Cryptococcus wingfieldii CBS 7118 is the source of this 1608-nucleotide messenger RNA. Its product is annotated as DNA polymerase epsilon subunit B. The transcript is spliced from 6 exons. Gene Ontology annotation, biological process: DNA-templated DNA replication; error-prone translesion synthesis. NCBI's taxonomy places the organism in Eukaryota, Fungi, Basidiomycota, Tremellomycetes, Tremellales, Cryptococcaceae. Gene Ontology annotation, cellular component: epsilon DNA polymerase complex. The record is from RefSeq and is a predicted model, not a curated record. Gene Ontology annotation, molecular function: DNA binding. Bases 1 to 1608 code for a protein of 535 amino acids.
AUGGCAAACCGUAUGCGUGCUAUCUUUUCGACCAAGCACUCUCUAACAUUACCAGCCCCAGUCUUGCACUACAUCGAAGACAUCCUCGAACAUAUCGAGGAAGAAGAAUGGGUAAACGGACUCGAACAUUGGGCGAAAGAGUAUCUCAAGGCGGAGGACUCUUCGUCGCUGGUGUCUUUGCCAGCCCUAAAGAAGGCUUUUGAGAAUCUCCAAAUGGGUGCCCCAGACGAUUCCGGCGAAGCCGACCCCUCCGAAGUCAACGUCGAAUCCCACUUUUCCGUCAUCGACGCCUUCUCCAUGCCUCCCAUGCGGUUCGACCCCGUCCGCGCCGGUUUCGUCUCUGCCCGGACCUUACCCUCUAUCGCUGGGCAGGCAAACUCGAGAUCGGCGUUUUUGAGGGAACGGUGGGCGAUCAUCAAGGAGAUUGUACUGAGGAACGAAAACUUUACGCCGCCUGCUAUUGGGGGGCAUGAUAGGGCGAACUACCUCAAAUUGACUUCGACGCGUAACCUCUUGGGACGCUCGGGACAGCUGUUCUUGUUGUUCGGGAUGUUGUCACGCAAUGAACAAGGAGCGUUGUGUCUGGAAGAUGGGGAGGGACGCGUGCCGCUUGAUAUGGACGAUGCGGUACCCGGAGAAGGGCUCUUCACUGAAGGGUGUAUGGUGCUUAUUGAAGGAGAGUAUACGGUGGAAGAGACGGUCCGCGUCUUUGCGAUGGGCCACCCGCCGAGCGAAAAGAGGGACGUUGCGCGGAGCUUGCACGGCCACGUCGACUUUCUCGGCGGCGGCGCCAUAUCGCUGAAGGAAGAACAAAAGUACACCCCCGCAGUACUCGCCAACACCCAAGUAUCAUUCGUCAUCCUCAGCGACGUGUGGCUGGACCAUCCGAGGACGCUGCCGGCGUUGCAGCGGUUGUUUGAAGGGUACGCGAAUGCUGCAGAAUUUAUGCCGAUGGUCUUUGUGCUAUGCGGCAACUUUUCGCAGGGGGGGUGGGAAGGGCCUGAAGGGCUGAAGAGGUAUACUAUGGGAUUCAACGCCCUCGCUGAAAUCCUGCACGACAUCCCUCUCUUAAAAUCAUGCCACUUUGUCUUUGUCCCCGGCCCUUCCGACCCUUGGUCCAGCUCGACCCUCCCCCGGCCUGCGAUCCCCUCAGCAUUCACUUCGCGUAUGCUCCAACGCGUACCGCAAGCGCGGUUCGUGAGUGAUCCGUGCAGGCUCAAGUACUUUGGGAUGGAGAUUGUGGUGUGUAGGGAGGAUUUGAUGGGGAAGAUGGUUAGGAAUUUGGUGGUGGUCAAGGAUGAUGCCGAGGUGGAUAUGAAGCGAUACCUCGUCCAAACGAUCCUCGAUCAAACGCACCUCUCCCCCCUUCCUCUGUCCGUCCGCCCGACGAUCUGGGAGUACGACCACGCCCUCCGCCUCUACCCCAUGCCUUCAGCCGUCGUAUUGGCAGACAAGUAUGAACGGUAUGAUCUGACGUACGAGGGGUGUCAUGUAUUCAACCCGGGUAGGUUUGUGGGUGGGGUAGGGGAGGAAGGGUGGGAGUUUGAGUGGAGCAUGUAUUACCCGGCGACAGGGAGGAGCGAGAGGAGUGUGUUGACGAUGGAGUGA